Messenger RNA from Oikopleura dioica, 792 nucleotides. Lineage: Eukaryota; Metazoa; Chordata; Appendicularia; Copelata; Oikopleuridae. The record is from the annotation of a GenBank genome assembly.
AUGAAAAUUUUUUACUUGUUUUUACACGAGACUAUUUUGGCUUGCUCUCAAUGUUCUGGCGAAGCGGAUGGGUGUUCUGCAAUGCAGCCUGACGAUUUUGAGCCUCAAGUUCAAAUUGCUUUUAAUGAUGAAACUGGAGAAAUGAUGACUGUAACUGAACCUCCAUCAGAAGAGAAAUUACGAGAGGGAAAAGAUGGAAAUUUAGGAUUUGGAAUGCAAUUCUGGGAUGAAAGAGUGGUGAAAUACAUCAACAUCAAACUCCUCCAUGACUCCCAAAAACACGUCAUUAAAUCUCGCGAGGUUGAACGCUCCGAAUUACCUUCCAACUCAAACUGGGCACUUGGAGUUUUCAACAAUAACAACAAACGACUCAAAUCUAUCACCAAAAUUCAACCGGGCGAGAUGACCAAUUAUGCUGGAUAUUCUAAGGACUCUAUUCAGCUGUUUGACUUGAGCAAAAUCAAAAGCUUUGAAACGGAUAAUUGCUGGGCUGAAAUGGUAAAAAUCAACGGCGAGUACCAUGGCUUCGAUAAAUGUGAAUCCAAGCCAGAAAAUUUCAAUCUUACGCCAAAGGAAGAGAACUGUACCUUGCUCACUCUUGAUUGUGAACUCAAGGAGACCAUUCAAGACGGAAAGGUUCAAAAGGAUCUCGAGUGCGAUCUUUUCUGGAAGUGCGGAGUCGAAAAAGUUGAAAAGUGGUAUCAAUUAGCAGAAACAACGCCCGUCAAGACUGCAGAUGUCGAAGACUAUGUAGAAAAAGAGAUCACCAAUAUCAGAUCUUUGCUGAACUAA